AUGGCCAGCCUUCACGGCCAACCUCGGGGUCUGAAAGUCACCAGCAGUGUGCAAGGUUACGGCCAAUCUCUGGUACUGAUAGUCACCAGAAGUGAACAAGGUUACGGCAAGCCUGGGGGACUCAAAGUCACCAGCAUCACCAGCAGCGUACAAGGUUACGGCCAACCUCGGGGACUGAUAGUCACCAGCAGUGUACAAGGUUACGGCCAGCCUCGAAGACUGAUAGUCACCAGCAGUGUACAAGGUUACGGCAAGCCUCAGAGACUGAAAGUCACCAGCAGUGUACAAGGUUACGGCCAACCUCGGGGACUGAUAGUCACCAGCAAAGGACAAGGUUACGUCCAACCUCGGGGACUGAUAGUCACCAGCAGUGUACAAGGUUACGGCCAACCUCGGGGACUGAUAGUCACCAGCAGUGUACAAGGUUACGGCCAACCUCGGGGACUGAUAGUCACCAGCAGUGUACAAGGUUACGGCCAACCUCGGGGACUGAUAGUCACCAGCAGUGUACAAGGUUACGGCCAACCUCGGGGACUGAUAGUCACCAGCAGUGUACAAGGUUACGGCCAACCUCGGGGACUGAUAGUCACCAGCAGUGUACAAGGUUACGGCCAACCUCGGGGACUGAUAGUCACCAGCAGUGUACAAGGUUACGGCCAACCUCGGGGACUGAUAGUCACCAGCAGUGUACAAGGUUACGGCCAACCUCGGGGACUGAUAGUCACCAGCAGUGUACAAGGUUACGGCCAACCUCGGGGACUGAUAGUCACCAGCAGUGUACAAGGUUACGGCCAACCUCGGGGACUGAUAGUCACCAGCAGUGUACAAGGUUACGGCCAACCUCGGGGACUGAUAGUCACCAGCAGAGUACAAGGUUACGGCCAGCCUCGGGGACUGAAAUUCGCUAACAAAGUACAAGAUUACGGUCAGCCUAAGGUGACUGAAAGUCACUAG
Molecule: messenger RNA, 954 nt
Organism: Mizuhopecten yessoensis (Yesso scallop)
Lineage: Eukaryota; Metazoa; Mollusca; Bivalvia; Pectinida; Pectinidae
Exons: 2
Coding region: 1-954 (317 amino acids)
Source: RefSeq, a predicted model, not a curated record